GUGGUCGUACUUUUUCUGAAGCCAGCGUUGAAAAACCUUGACAUCUAGAAGACAAUCUUACGGCAAUCUAGAAGGAGACCUUUUUCUAGUUGUCUUCUUCAAAGAGAAGGAGUAUCUGCAGCCAUAGAAGGAAGAGAAAAGAGUGGAGCAUAAUGGAUAUGGCAUCCCCCACUCCUUUCAUUGUCUUACCACAAAUCAAUGCAACAUUCACUGGCAAAAACAGAACCUGUUAUGAUUCUGGCAUAAACGAAGAAGUGCUUAUUUUCGCAAUCUUCACUAUACUUUUCUGUGUGUUGGGAAUGUUGGGCAACGGCCUCGUGAUCUGGUUGCUGGGCUCCUCCGUUAAGAGGAACACUUUUGCCAUUUAUAUUAUCAACCUCUCUGUUGCAGACUUUGGUUUUCUCACCUUUGAGCUGAUUAUCGAAAUCCACUGGCUUUUUACACAUCUGUAUUGUGACUUUCCCUACGAACUCUUCCAAACGGGCCUGCUGUUAAUGUACAGCACGGGGCAAUUUCUCCUGACAGUCAUCAGCAUCGACAGGUGUCUUUCGGUCCUCUUCCCAAUUUGGUAUCGAUGCCACCGGCCAGUCCACAUGUUCACGACCGUGUGUGCUGUCAUCUGGGCCGUUUCCUUCAUCCUCUCUUCAAUUCACUUCACAAUUAUAGCAGUUGACGGAUUUGGAAACAGUUAUACGCUGAUGUAUCAGUUCAUCGUUAACGCUGUGCUUUGUCUCCCACUGAUGACCAUCUCCAGUGUCACCUUAUUUGUUAGAAUCUGCUUCGUAUCCAAAAGCCAAAGGCGGAGGAAGCUUUUGACAGCUAUUUUGCUCACGCUUUUCUUCUUUUUAGUCUUGGCUUUUCCACUAAAUGCCUUCUAUUUUAUCCUGUAUGUUUUCAAAUACAUACAUCCCAACCUUGUGCAUUAUGGCUACUUGUGCACCUGUAUCAACAGCGGCAUUAACCCCGUGAUCUAUUACCUGGUGGGGAGGCAGAGGGGUAAAGCUCGGAAAGGCAUCAAAGAGUUGUUUCAGAAAGUUUUCAAGGAGGAGGAACUAUCUACUGAUGAACUGGAAACUUCGGAAGGUUCCAAGAUCUGAAUGCUUUGCUUUCACUCUUGUCAAUCAAAAGACACAUUUGUUCCUUUCCAAGAAAGCCCUUCUUUAUUUAAAAGAAACUGGUUUUAUGCUUAUUAAUUUCUGCACGUCCAGAAUUUGUGCAGAUAAUUAACUUUGUGGAAAAGAAAACAUUUCUCACGUUGGAUUAAUCUAUUUACCAAGUAUUAACUGAAGUCUAAUUGACUUUCUCCAAUUCAGCUGGGCCCGACUUGAGUGGCCUCCAAUUCUGUGCAUUUGAAUUUCAAUGUUCAGCUAGUGGGAUCAUUGCUGAGAAUUUUCAAAGUGGUCAUUCGCACUUUUGGAAGGUGUCCAUCCAAAGAUUCCAAAAUCUGAACUUUAAUGUCACCAUUGUCAUUCAAAAGAUACAUUCAUUUUUUUCCAAGCAAGACCCUGAUUUCCUCUCUUUUUAUUUAAAAGAAACUGUUCGUAUUCUGAAUAAUUUGUGCAGAUAAUUAUCUUUGUGGAAUUUCAAAAUGUUUUUCGAACAACCUAUUUACCUAAUAUCUACCCCCUGAAGAUUAAUUUGCUUUCUUUUGUUCAGCCUUUCCCGACUUCAGUGGUCUCCAAUUCUGUGUGGUUGAACUUCAGUGUAUAGCUAGUAGGACAAGUGUUGAGAAUUUUCAAAGUUGACACCUUUGGAAGGUGUCAAUCAUAGAAAGGUGAAGCCACGGAGGCACACAUGUGGCUUUUUAAAUGUCCCAAGUUAUAUCAGGUACAUGACCAACGGUGAAGGAUAAUGGAACUGUAGCUCUACACUAGUUGGAGAAUCCUAAAUCUGUAUCUCCAUGAGACCAGGAUUUAUCUACUCAAUUGUAUCAAAAGGUGGGCAACUGUUACAAGAAGAAAAACAUGUUUAAAUGAAAACAUUUUUGGCUGAUUCCAGAAGAAAAGAAUCAGAGAAAGACUGAAACAAUUUCAAGUGGAAAUAUCUACAAACUGAUCUCUCCUACGUGUGGGGUGUGUGUGUGUGACCAUUUGUUAUAGCUUUAUGGUCUGUGCAUACACAAAUGAGAUUUAAAGGUUCAUAUUAUUAGGACAGAUACAGAAGCAACUGCAACUAAAACAAUGCUGUACUUUUAUAGAAGGUAAAAACAAAGAACAUUAUUUACUCAGUGUAUUCCUUCUAAAGAGCAAGCAACAAAGCAUGUCUGAACUUUUUUUUCUUGCUUUCUUGUGAAAGUGACUAUUUUA
This is a messenger RNA of Thamnophis elegans (Western terrestrial garter snake), 2306 nucleotides long. Its product is annotated as mas-related G-protein coupled receptor member H-like. Gene Ontology annotation, molecular function: G protein-coupled receptor activity. The record is from RefSeq and is a predicted model, not a curated record. Bases 153 to 1097 code for a protein of 314 amino acids. Lineage: Eukaryota; Metazoa; Chordata; Lepidosauria; Squamata; Natricidae. The transcript is spliced from 2 exons. Gene Ontology annotation, biological process: G protein-coupled receptor signaling pathway. Gene Ontology annotation, cellular component: membrane.